CAAAUUUGGUUAUUUGGGGCCAACACCCCCCACCGAUGCUCUGAUACAAUAUAAAGCCUGUGGGAGAGAUAAACGAGGCUCAAUUGCUCAAACAAUUAUACUUAUAAAAAGCUCGGUUUUUACUGUAAAUUACUGGGUUUCAACAAUGGCGUCAUCUUCACCGCCGGUUCCGAGCAACACAGCCGCUGAUAACGCAACUCCGAACCGCGCAUCAGCUCCGAUCACCGCCGCUGUCUCGCCGGCGAUCAACUCGUCGCGAAAUCUUCGCGGCCUCAACAAACCUAAGUGCAUCAAGUGCGGAAAUGUCGCGCGCUCCAGGUGCCCAUAUCAGUCAUGUAAGAAUUGCUGCGCAAAAGCUCAAAACCCGUGCCAUAUACAUGUUUUGAAGGGCAGUACCAGCUUUCCAGACAAGGCACCAGCUACUGGCUCUCCUUCAUCCGAACAGCAGCCUAAUGAUGUAUCUCUCUCUGGGAAUCCUCAUAGGUUAAAUUCGGUUCGUCAACUUUCUAGCAAUUUCUCCCAAUUUAACAAUUUGCAGAACCCUAUUCGUUCAAGAAAGCCAUUGACUGUAAAGGAAGCUGGAGAAAUAAAUGAAUGGAGGUAUGAGAAGGUGCAGGAGUACAAAGACAUGAAUGUCGAAGUAGAAAAUGAAGCAUUUGAUCGAUAUAUGCGAAAUGUCAGUUUACUGGAGGAAGUGUUUAACGUGAAAUCCACACCUGAUGGGCCUGUAAAUGAUGGGGGAUCACCAAUAUCAGAUGGGAAUGCUACUUCUGCAGAAGAUGAAAGGCAAAUGGAAAUAGCAAAGAUAAAGUCGAUACUUAGAUCUGAUCCAACUAGAGCUGAAAACUUCAGAAACAGAAUGCAAUGCGCUGUUGAUGAGGUUUUAAAGAAACUGCAGAAAGCUGAGGCACAUGAUGCUGGUACCGGAAGCAGCGAGCAAGAAGAAUAUGUUGGAAGUCCAGGAAAGAAGAAUUUAAGUUGGAAUGAGGCGGUGGCUGCCCUUAUUGACAAAAUCAAUAAAGCUCAGAGUGUGGAAGAUCUGGUAGUCUGUAUGGAGAUGAAAGAUGAGCUUUUUAAUCAGCAUGCUAAGAGUACUCAUGCAGAAUCAGAAAGUGUUCCAAUUCCAAUGGCUCUCCAGACUGAUGAUCUGACAGUGGGUAUGGAGAUGGAAGAUCAGCUUUUUCAUCAGCAUACUGAGAGUAUUCAAGCAGCAUCAGAAAGUGUUGCAAUUCCGACGGUGCUCCAGACUGAUGAGGUCAAACCUCAGAUCCCCGAUCCUCCAAUCAAGUUUGCUACCACAAAACCUGUUGAUCCUGAAGAGUUUAAGCAGAUUAGUGCAUACUUCGAUUCCCUCGAGGAUAUCGAAGAGCUCUAGUCUAUUGAUCAUUUCUCGGUACCAAAAACUUGAAUGUUUCAUUUGGCAAAUUGACUUGCUAGUAAACCAUUUUAUGCAACAGUUUUAGUACCUAGGCAAUCAUAAAAUUGUGAACACCGGUCUUCACAUGUGUGUUCUUAAGUUAGAAUAAGAUGAUAAUUGAAAGUUUGGAUGUUAAAAGUUCUUGUUUACCGUAA
This is a messenger RNA of Daucus carota subsp. sativus, 1572 nucleotides long. RefSeq lists its product as uncharacterized. The record is from RefSeq and is a predicted model, not a curated record. The coding region runs from base 146 to 1375 and encodes 409 amino acids. The transcript is spliced from 5 exons. NCBI's taxonomy places the organism in Eukaryota, Viridiplantae, Streptophyta, Magnoliopsida, Apiales, Apiaceae.